AUGAAAGUGUUUGAGACUGAGCAUGACAGAGACUCUGUGUUUUAUUCUCUUAUAGGAACAAAACCUAAACUCACAUCAGAUACUGAAGGAUCUGUACUGACAGGUAACACAGUAACUCUGAAGUGUCACAUUGAUCAUUGGUCUACUGGAUUGAAGUUUUACUGGUACAACAACACACAAAACACUGAGAAGACAACAACAGAAACAAACACUUACACAAUCCACAGUGUUAAAGUUUCAGAUGAAGGUCAGUACUGGUGUAAAGCUAGAAGAGGAAAACCAGACUAUUACACAAACUACAGUGAUGGACUGUGGAUAAAUGUUAAAGCCUCAGGAUCUUCAUCUCUUGGUCUUAUUGUUGGUCUGUGUCUUGGACUGAGCGUCAUGUUUUUGAUCUUUUUCUUGGUCCUGCUGUGGUGCUACAAAAACAAAAAACUCUCCCAGUCUCCGUCAGCUUUCAGUCCACAGCAGAACAUCAGUCAGACAUCAGAUCAGAAACAGACUGAAGAUGGUUAUAAUCACCUGCAUACUGGAGAGGCUCAUCUUUAUGACUCUAUUAAUACAACAGACAAUAAAGACACAAGCUCAGACAAUGUAAAUGAAUCAGCUGAUCUCACCUAUGCUGAUAUUGAACUGAAACCUAAGAAAGAAAUGAAGAAAAAGAAAGAGAAGAAAGGGAAUAACAGUGAAGAAGGUGACAUUGUGUACUCUAAACUGAAGAAACCAGGAGAUCAAGAUGUUGCUUCUGGAUCUGUUGAUGUGACUUAUGCUCAGAUUAAAAGAUCAGAGGAGAAAAAGACACCAAUGCAUUAACCAAUGCUUAAUAUUAUCAAUCCAAACAUUCAAGAUUCCUAAUCUUUGAUUUUUCUAAUAGCAUAAAGGAGCAUAGGUGCGGUUUAGCACUUAAAAUGGUUUCCCUAUGAUCACGAGCCAGUAAACCAGUUUUAGUGCUACUUAGCACCAUUUUUUUAAAGAGUGUACAUUAAUAAACUUUUCAAUACAGUACAUUCUCAUAAUGGCACAAAUGCUACAGCAAGACUGUUGAUAUCUAAACGCUUUGUUUGUCUCUUGAUACUUUUUUCAGCCUAAUGGCCUAAUAGGGAACAUAGUGAUAUACAAAAGUUAUAUUUUUCUGUACACAGUAACAAAUUUAUGUAAAAUAAACAAAUCCUUACUAUAGACAUUUGUGCAGAAUUCCGAAUUAUGGAAAUUAAAUCCUGUGUAAUCUCACAACUGUUUACAUGAACAAUGUACAUGAGCAUUUCUUAAAAAAAUUAUUCAACGAUCAAAAUAAAAAUAGGGUGCACCAAAGUCCUUUUAGGGAAGUCACGCUACUAGACGCCGGCCAUCUUUGCAACGCCUCUGGAAAGUUAUUUUAAUCAUGCAAGAUUUCAAGUUAGUAUCUAAUUUAUUAGGGAAAUACAGAUAUCUGUCAAAUUACAUGCUAUAGUCACAAUUAAACAACAUCUCUCUGACAAACACUCUGUACAGAAUUUGGGAUUUAAAACUAUAUUUUGUUAAUCCUUUAUUUUUUUACUGUAUUUUUAGUCUGUUACAGUUUUUAAGAAUGUUCUCACCAUACUCAUUUGCAUACUACUUCUCAACUUGUGCUUUCUGUAAAUAAAUAUAAAACUUAA
Molecule: messenger RNA, 1637 nt
Organism: Paramisgurnus dabryanus
Lineage: Eukaryota; Metazoa; Chordata; Actinopteri; Cypriniformes; Cobitidae
Product: high affinity immunoglobulin gamma Fc receptor I-like
Biological process (GO): immune response; cell surface receptor signaling pathway
Cellular component (GO): external side of plasma membrane
Molecular function (GO): transmembrane signaling receptor activity
Source: RefSeq, a predicted model, not a curated record